AUGGGAGAUGGUUUCCAAGCUGAACUGGCAGUACACUUUCUGAAGGGAGCCAUGUUGUUUGAUAAGCGACUUGAGGUGAAAUUCUCAAAGCAUCCAAACAUAACCCAAGGUUCUGACAUACACGAUUACAGCAACUCAAAUCUCAACCAUUUCAACCGAAAUGCUACUAAAAAUUACCGUUACUGCUGCUCCCCAACAAAGAUGAUCCAUUUGUCCACACUUCCACAAGACAUCACUGAGGAGGAUACUGUGACCCUUCUAGAGGAGCAUGAAACCAUUGUCAAUAGCAAAGUCUUUGAGAUGAAUGGUAAGAAACAAGGUCUGGUUCAGUUUGAGACUGAGGAGCAGGCUACGGAAGCCCUCGUGUGCAAGCAUGCCACCUCACUUUCCGGAUCGGUAAUCCGGAUCUCUUAUUCUCAAUUGAAGAAUAUAUGA
Molecule: messenger RNA, 435 nt
Organism: Lathyrus sativus (Indian pea)
Lineage: Eukaryota; Viridiplantae; Streptophyta; Magnoliopsida; Fabales; Fabaceae
Source: the annotation of a GenBank genome assembly